This is a messenger RNA of Nematostella vectensis (starlet sea anemone), 3336 nucleotides long. Its product is annotated as agrin. Gene Ontology annotation, molecular function: protein binding. The record is from RefSeq and is a predicted model, not a curated record. The coding region runs from base 2215 to 3306 and encodes 363 amino acids. NCBI's taxonomy places the organism in Eukaryota, Metazoa, Cnidaria, Anthozoa, Actiniaria, Edwardsiidae. Gene Ontology annotation, biological process: cell differentiation; multicellular organism development. The transcript has 10 exons.
GGGUUUCGUCUAGUUUUUUUAGCAUUCGCCAAAAUGUGACAGUUCGCCGGUAAAACGCCGCCAUUUCAGAACAAAAAGGCUGGUUUAACCGCGCGGUACUGGAACUAGUCUUGCGUUUUUCAGCAAUGGCCAGUGCAUGUCCCAUACUGUCCCAUGAUGUCCCAUACUGUCCCAUGAUGUCCCAUACUGUCCCAUGAUGUCCCAUGAUGUCUCAUACUGUCCCAUGAUGUCCCAUACUGUCCCAUGAUGUCCCAUGAUGUCCCAUGAUGUCCCGUGCCCCAUAUAUAGCAUGAUCAUCAAAUCUUGUUUAUGUGAAAUUGAAACUCACAGCCAAGUUAUUUCACCCCGACGCUUAAAUUCGUAUCAUGGAUAACUAUUUUUUGUAUUAUGGUAAGAAGAAUAAAACAUGAUCGUUAGACCAGAAAAUUAAAGAUCUAUAGACCAUAAAAUAAAAAAAAAACUACAGACCAGAAAAUAAAAGAUCUAUAGAUCAGAAAAUAUAAGAGUUGAAACAUGUAACUGACAUUUGAAUCACGUGAAAAGCAAGCAUUCGCAGAAAUCUGUGUUAGAAAACAAUGCAUUCGUUUUAAUCGAAUCAAUGUGUUAAACCUAACUUCUCUCGUUUUUAACAAAAUAUUGAGAUUGUUUUGUAUUUAAAUAUCUACGGAAAGAAUCUCUCUCUCUCUACCGUAGCCGAAGUUAGAGAUUCCGUUGGCUGCCUCCAAUCCAUGGUGGUGUUUCAUGGAAAUUCAACAAAGUUUGCAAACUCUUUUUGUGUUGUGCUUUGUGAUGUGCUACCAUGGAGACAGGAGCAAAAAAUGGCAAAAUUAAAAUUGUAAGGUUAUGUUAGCUUACGUUUUGUCUGUAUUUGCCUAGGGGUUCCUUGCAUAAUAUAAAACAAAAUAAGCUUUAGUAUUUUUUGGUAGAUGAUCCGUUCUUGAGAUAUGAUUGAGCAAAGAUGCCUUAGGUAAUGGAAAAAGUAGCAGACAAGUCAAGAGUCUUAACAAUUUGCAAUAUCUCAAGAAAGGAUUAUCUAAAAUAAUACUAAAGCUUAUUUUGUUUCAUAUUACACAAGGCGAAUCUAUGCAAAAAAAAUCAAGCGGAUUUAAGCUAACACGAUCUUACAAUUUGAACUUUGCCAUUUUUUGCUCCUGUCUACCAUGGUCGAAAUGCUCGCAAAUGUUACCGCUGAUAAACUACUUGCAAUUUUUUUUUAGGAGUACCCAUAUUUUAGUUGUAAUUAUAUUACGCCAUGGAUCUGUUGCAAAAUAAAAAGCUUUCUAUUUGUAUUCGUAUUCCAUUAUACAGCAGAGAGAAACGACAGAAAACAAUGCACUUUGCGAGGACGGGGACGUUAGCGCUACACCUUAACAGUUUUGUAAAGUUAACCAAUAAAUUGCACAGGGAUGGUGUUCUACAGAGAAAGGGAGUCCUGCCUUCCUAAAAUCCACGGGACAGUUCUUGCCGGCGUCGUAUAUCUACCCCUACUGACAUGCAUAGAUAUCGUAAAGAUGGAUUUCACGUACCGAUUGUUCGGGCCAAUUAGCGGCUGGUGCCUUUGGAAACUGCGGUUUUUCGGUGUCCAUAGGGAGAGCUCCAAAAUGGCGCGUUUGCGAAUGCUUUCUCUCGCUUAGAAAAAUCGUGGAAUUGCAGCUUCUCCAUGCCUGAUCAUUUGAAAGUGGAAACCAUUCCCGUUAACCCGUAUUAGCCAGGGAUUGUCAUUCGUGUGGUUCUUGAGUUUUGUAGUUCCUCCUUUUCUCCGUGAGAGAUGGCACAUACUUUUUCCUUUGCGUAUUAGGUAUAAGAUUGAAAGCAUAAAAUGCAGCUGUAGUACUUAUGUUCCAGCCAUCGAGUACCCCCUGUCCCCCUCCCCUCCCCUCAGAGUAAGGGACUGUCAAAAACUUUCUGUUCCAUGUUUGAAAAUGUGGAGAUGCUGGCUCCGCUUUAAGCAGUGCCUAAUUGGGGGUAAGGCGUCGUUUUACAAUUAGUAAUGGUUGUGGAAAACUAGUGUUUUACGAACUACAAUGACAUGGCUUUAGAAAUUAUUAGGGCCUUCUUUGCCCCUCCCCCUUUUACAGCCCUGAAAAUGAGAGAUCACGUGACGUGAUAGACGUCACUUUAUAUGAGUAUAUUGCCACCCAUAGACUCCCAAAGCUAGACAUAAUACACCGAUCCCACGGAAGAACUGCUAAACGAGCGAGCGCUUAGGCCACAAUGCGGAGAUGGGGUCUCGUCUUCAGCCUGCUUGUUCUGGUGAUACAGGAAACGCCUUGCACUGUGUUCACGCGAGCGCAUGUGCGUGUCGCUGCUGACGAGCUACAAACCGGAAUAGACCCAGCAGUGCAAUCUUCAAUACAGAGUGACUCGGCAUCGCCGAAAAUCACGUCAGAACGCCAGGAUGACUCAGGAAUGACAAUGGACUUUCUAAAAACAGCUGAAGGACCCGGAGGGAGUCUUCGAGAUGGUGGUGCGAGAAAUGGUACUAGUAGUGGUAAAGGUGACCCUUGUAAAGACUUCUCUUGUCAGUUUCGUCCACACUCGACCUGCAUAGUGCAAGAUGGCAUUCCCACGUGCGCAUGCACUAUGCAGUGCCCCUCCCUACUGGACCCCGUGGUGGGUUCAGAUAACGUCAUGUACAUGAACGAGUGCCUAAUGAGGAUGUCAGCCUGUGAGUCACAAAAGAGCAUCACAGCCCUGGGGGCUACAAAGCCUGAGGACUCUGUUUCACUAAAUAAUUUUCCAAGUACAACUUACCCACCGACAGGUGUGACCUCUUCAUCUGGUGAGGCGAUGGACGUAACCGCAUCACCAAGUGCUCCGUGCAAUGGCUUCUCCUGUGACUCUCCUCCGUACUCGAAGUGCGUUGUCCAGAAUGACAAACCCACGUGUGUCUGUCAGCUAAACUGCCCCAACACAGGACAGCCGGUUUUGGCAUCAGAUGGGGCCCAGUAUGACAACGAGUGCCUUAUGCAGCUAAACGCGUGUAGUGCAAACAAGGACAUCACUGUUGUGGAGUUUCUGCCAACAUCGGGGCCAACAAAUCCUGGAACUACUACAAAUGUACCAGACCCACUACCGACAGACCCUCCCACGGAGCCGCCGACAGAUCCACCUACACCUCCCCCCACGGAGCCACCCACUCCUCCCCCCACAGAGCCACCCACUCCUCCCCCCACAGAUCCUCCGACACAGCCUCCUCGUCCAACGCGAAAGCCGUUUGUACCAAAUCCCGAAGAAGAAGCGCGGGUUGAAUUAAAUGACUUACGUAGCAGACAAAUAUCUAGUUUUGAUACUUGUAAAUAUUGAUUUUUGUCCAAAUAAAAUUAAUUAAACCGA